AUUUGGAUAAAAUCCGCCAGUGUUUGCACUUCACUUCACGACGGGUCAAUUCUAAUGGCGGCGUCGUUGAGCGGUACAAACCUGGUGCCGCUGUGUACGAUCUCCGAGGGAUCCGAUGGCCGCGACCUCCGCCUCCACGAUGUCGGCGUGGACGUUCUCCAUGGAACGAAGAUUUCGUCGCGGAAAGUAGCGCUCGUGGGCGUGCUCUACGUGCCCGAGGACGAGAAGGACGGCGCUUCAACCGAGCGUGGCCUGUUCCUGAGCUCCAGCGCUGUGUCGGUGCCAGAACAGGACGCCAGUAUGCUGCUACUGGUGCUGCGCGGCGUAUCGCUAGUUGAAGAACCAUUCUGGGGCUCACUGCUGCUUGUACUGAGCUCACACGUCGUAGUGGCCAAGACCGGGCCCAUAUCCAACUCCAGUUUCCAGACCGCGCUGCCAUUCCUAUCGACCUUUGCUCAGCUACAAGUAGGUGAAACAGCAGUUGAUGCAGACAGGAAUGCGGCGCUGCUUAAGGAGCUGACACCGCGCUUUACGUGGGGAGCAGUGGAUCUCAAGAUCAAGGACAUGAAUGGGUGCGACUCAGCCUCAACCUACUUCGAGCAGCAGCUGGCCUCGGGAUCCACAGACGCCCAACUGCUGCUGAGUGCUUUGGUCCCCACGAGAGACUGCGUGGUACUUAAAUCCAACUCGUUCCAGGCCCGUGAAGAGCCGCACACAUCACCUAAGCUGCUGACGCACGUGGCCGACCGAUUGGAGUGCAAAUCCUUAUUCGGUCGUUAUUUGAACGGAUCACUUUUGGUGCGACUAAUGAGAUCAUUGACACAUGCAAUGGCAACUCCAGACGGAGCUCCAGUGGUGCUACAACGUGUUGUGACGAACGUACUCGCUGCCCAUUGGCAGGACCUAGUACAACGGGCCUUCAAGUCGUACUGCGACCUGAUGCACGCGCGACUGGCAGUAUACGAGCGAGCUCCUAUCACGGCAGAGUAUCUAGUGGAUGUUACAGAGCGGAAACUGAAGGCUAAUCAGUCGCAGAGCAACCAGCACUCGGCUGUCGUGGACGCUGGACAGGGAGAUUACUCGGUUUUCGACGAGUUUGGUAAUUUAAAGAAGCAGCAAGCGGCUGAUGAUGAAGGAGGAAACAGUGCGAUCACAUCUACGACUCCAGCACCACUGAACACAGGGCUGUUCAGCUUCUUGAAGAACAGAGCUGGCCGUGCUCUUAGCAAACAACUCUCACGCUUCCCUACGAACCGGUGGAGUACCUCGAUUAGAGGUGGAGGGCAAGUAACCACUCAAGGGGACAAUGGAGGACUUGGUGGUAUCCUAGAGGAUGCUGAGGCUGCAGAGGCUGAAUUACAUGGAGAAUCUAACGCGACACAGGCACCUGAUCUACUUCUAGCACGAUGUACCGCUAGCAUCACGCGCUACACGGUUCCCAUGGAAUACCUAAACACACCCAGUGAGGCGAUGCCCGUUAAUACAGCAGUGCUGGACACAGUGUACGCAGAAGGUUUGGAAGAAGUGAAUGCGUUAUUGAAACCAUUCCUCGUGAAUCUGCGUGGUCCGUCACCUUCAAACCCAGAGCUUGCCUGCUCACUGGACUUCCAUGUUGGAAGGAAGAACUUGUGGGCGAAAUUAGGGCGCGUGCGAAGGCGUUUCGAACGCGCGAAUGAAGUAUCCUCGGCUAUCUUUUGUGGCGAGUUGCUUCGUUAUCUCCACUCAGUUGUGCUCAGCAAGAACGAGACGGAUACGGAGGCUCAGCAGCAGCAACAACUACGAGGUCGUGCUGUUUCUUCGAUCAUGCUCGUUGACAAGAAGAGUGGAAAUGCCCCCGUCGCGCUGACACGAGUGCCGUUGGAGCUGCUGACGUACAAGAACAACCUCGAGGCGAUGGUGUCGCAGUACAACUUCGUAGCGCGUGGCCCUCAGGCUGCUACUGUUCUUGCAGGCUUUUUGAGUGGGCCUGUCCGCAGCCAACUGGAGUACUUGACGCAGCAAGAAUAUGACCGCUUUUCGGCAGCCUGUGAGGAAAAAGAACGUCGUAUUGCGGAAUUGGAGGACUCACUUGAGGAUAAGGAGCGUCAAGUUAAGCACAUCACAAAGGCAAACGCGGAGUGGGGCCGCCAAGAACAUGAGGCUGUUGCUCAGAUCGAGCAGACGCAUGCAGAGCAAGUGAGCUCGCUUCAGGGUGCAAUUCGCAGCACUGAGACCCAGAUCGCAAACGCAUUAGCCGAGCAACAGGCGCUUUAUCAGAGCACCAUGCAGGCUACGAGACGCACGAUUGACACAGUGGACAAGGUAGCAGACAAGGGUCGUGUGGUGUCUGGGUACCUGGAGCGAUACGAGAAGGGUCACGUUUUCUCUUCGCGAUGGCGUCAAUACUUCUAUGUACUCAAGCACGCAACGCUCACGUGCUACAAGUCAAAGAGUGCGUAUGAGGAGCGUGGACCUCCUUUCGAACGCCCAAUUAGCAUCAGCGGCUACAGUGUUGUGCGGAGCCGUACCGAUGAACUUAAGAUCAAGCUGAUCCCUCCUGAAGCGGGUCAUCAAAAACUCCGCUUUCGAGCACCUGCUAGUGUUGGCCGUGAAACGUGGAUGAAGCGAUUCACAGAGGCCACACAGUACACCAGUCAAUAAAAUUGCUCCGGUCCACAGUAAAACGAAUUGUAGCGACGCAUAACCGUUGCGUGAAAAUCAAUAGUAGCUUGUGAUGCGUGCUAUGUCAAUCGCAGCGGUUUACCCAGCGAAGAAAGGAAAUCGUCAGACUCUUGAGUAUCCUUGUCGCUUCUUUGAGUCUUCGUGACUGGUAUGCGUUCGAACGAGAAGCAUGAACGCACGGGUCCUUCAAAGAAGAAGUCGUGCACAAGAGCCUGCCACACCGAGAGCGAUGUUAGAAAGAAGGACUUUGUCAAUAUCUUCGUUUCUUGUCACCUUUCGAGCUGAGAGUCUUUUGUUCGGAUCGAGCACGAGCAGUUUGGACAACAAAUCCACAGCAGAAGCUUCAGCAUCAGGAAAGAGCUUGCUAAGCGGCAUGGGUUCGUAUACAGGGAACGACACUUUGUCAAAGUCUGGAAGCUCUCUCACACCUGGCCACUGCUGCUCGAUGUCGCCUAGCACUUGAAUAACUCGGAAGACCUGGUCAAGGUCGUUCUGUCCGGCAAACAACGGGGUGGGGUGGAGUAACUCGGCGAAUACUGUGCCCACAGCCCACAUAUCCACGGCUGUUUCAUAAUGCCGCGAACCGAACAGCAACUCAGGUGCACGAUACCAGCGGGUAGCCACUUGAUGAGAAUACGAACGUCCUUGCUGUCCCGUGAAAACCGUGGCUAGACCGAAAUCGCUGAGUUUGAGCACUCCAUCAGCACUUAAGAGCAAGUUCCCCGGCUUUAUGUCUCGGUGUAUUAUAUUGUGCUCAUGGCAACAAGCAACCCCAUGCAGCAGCAUUCGCAGAAGACCACGGACAUCAGUAGGAUGCAGCGGUUCUUUUCGAUUUCGCACUGCUCUAAGGAGGUCAGUAGGCAUAUACUCGAGCACUAGAGCAAUGUAGCUACCAUCAGGCACCACAUCCAGCAGCUUGACGAUCUAACACCGAUAAAGUCGUUAGCUAAAUCAAGAUGCCGUACGAAAUAUCAUUAUUCGUACAUUGGGAUGCUGGAGUUGGCGCAUGGCCUCGAUCUCCUGGAACUGUGCUGCCGGUACGACAGAAAGCUGACCGUCAUCACUCACUCUUAAUCGCUUGAUGGCUCGGAUCUCGCCCGUCUCCAAGUCUUUAGCGCGAUGCACCUCCCCAAAGGCUCCAUUCCCGAUCUUCUCCAGCAGUUCAUAACGACUCGCAAGCAUAUUAAAGCGGCCUGAUGUGACGAUUCGGAAGAUAUGAUAUUUUUAUGAUUGACAAGACAUUGAUAAAGCAUAAGCGACCUCAAUUAUCAUUCCUGCAUCCUCAAAAGAGAACUUGUAGAAUUUCGUCUGAAUGCCAUCCAGCUUAAAUGACUAGAAAGUAAAGAAAAAAAAAGAAUACAAUGCCAACG
Messenger RNA from Phytophthora nicotianae INRA-310, 4031 nucleotides. RefSeq lists its product as hypothetical. The record is from RefSeq and is a predicted model, not a curated record. The transcript has a single exon. Lineage: Eukaryota; Oomycota; Peronosporomycetes; Peronosporales; Peronosporaceae. Bases 55 to 2640 code for a protein of 861 amino acids.